AUGCGGAACGUGUCGCAGUCAAUACCCGACAUCUGGGUGCAAAGCGAACGGCCGCGCAGAAGGGCAACAAUAACGAGUACGGCUUCGUCCGGAGCAAAUGAAGGAUCGCCACUACCCAAUGAUUCCACGAUUUCCAUCUCGCAAUCUUCUGUCGUAAAUACUCAGCUGGCGGAGGGCAGAGACUCAGACGAGCGCCAGGACACAGUGGGCGAACUGCAGUCUCCGCAGCUCAAAGCGCAGCGGUCUGCGAAUUUUAGCAGGCACUCGACGGAAUCGCGGCCGAGUUCAGGAGGCUCAAUCAUGUCGGUCAUACCAGCUUGGGCUAGAUCCUACUACAGCCGCGGCGAACACAGCUUCCCCUCGCCCCAGACCAACACCUCCAUGACCGACGUCUCGGACUCCCGCCUCGGCACAGCGCAAACGGUGCAGAGUACCGCACCGAGCCGCUCGCCCAUCGAAUCUAGCUUUCCCCUCAGCAUCUUCAACCCGCGGCGGCGACUACGUCAAGCUUCUCUUCCGGAACCGCCGGCCGACACGCCAGCAGUCGUAGAAGUACAAGAUGCACCUGUCGAGGAAGAGAUUUUCGUGGUUGGUGGCCCGCGCCCUGCGAUCUCGGAGCCAUUUACCCCGCGCCUGAGUCCGGAUCGGAGGAGUAAUGCGCGGCUGAGCACUUGGAGGCCGCCGUCGCUGGACGAGGCGCUGGGGAAUUUGGUGUUUAGCAGGGCGAAUAUCCAGAUCAUGCUGUUUUGCUUUGGAUUUAUCUUUCCGCUGUCUUGGUUAAUCGCUGCAUUCAUACCUCUACCGCCGAAGCCGGAGCGGUCGAAAGAAGCUGCAACGAGCCAGCACGACGUCGAGUGUGCAGUCGACAUCAGUCUUGGUCCGUGUGAUGUGAAGGGGUAUCUGAAAGCCAAAUGGUGGCGUAAUCUGAAUCGGAUUAUGGCGGUUCUUGGGGUCGCACUUGUAGGAGCUAUAAUCGCAGUCGCUGUUGUUGCAUCACGAGCCUAA
Messenger RNA from Coniosporium apollinis CBS 100218, 1005 nucleotides. RefSeq lists its product as uncharacterized. The transcript has 4 exons. Lineage: Eukaryota; Fungi; Ascomycota; Dothideomycetes. The record is from RefSeq and is a predicted model, not a curated record. Bases 1 to 1005 code for a protein of 334 amino acids.